AUGGCGCUCUCUGUGUUUGGUGGGGCUGGGGUGGUUUUAGACGGACUUGCGGGUGGACUCCCUCUGGCCGCAGGACUGGCCUAUGUCGCUGGAGUUGGAGUUAAAGCCAUCGGAAAAAUAACCACAAGUAAAAGCUUGAAGAAGUUGAAGUCUUUGUUGGAGGCGUACAGAGGAAUCAUCAAAACGCUGAAACUGAAAAUGCUUGACGUGGUUCGAGAAAUGGAUACACACAAACCAAAUGUUCAAGACACAGUUUUGUCUGAGGCGCUUAAACUGAGAGCCAAAGUUACAGACGCAAUCUCGACUCUGAACGAGUGUCAGCGUGACGAGUCUGAAAACUACAAAAUGGUCAGGGAAUAUCGAGACCAAGUCGAGCUAUUAAAACCUACAAUGGAGCGGUUCAGGUAA
Messenger RNA from Knipowitschia caucasica, 408 nucleotides. The record is from the annotation of a GenBank genome assembly. NCBI's taxonomy places the organism in Eukaryota, Metazoa, Chordata, Actinopteri, Gobiiformes, Gobiidae.